Molecule: messenger RNA, 4215 nt
Organism: Closterium sp. Yama58-4
Lineage: Eukaryota; Viridiplantae; Streptophyta; Zygnematophyceae; Desmidiales; Closteriaceae
Source: the annotation of a GenBank genome assembly
AUGGCGGACCUUCGGGCGCAGAACGCCCCGCCAACGUCCGCGGAAACGCGAGUAGGGGGACUUACACUCCCCGCUAUGGCGGAGCUGGCGCAAGCCGCGGGGUUCUCAUCGGCGCAACCUCCUCGCACGAUGUGCUCGCAGUGUCAGCAGGAACCCGCCAAGUACAGGUGUCCUGGGUGUAGUGCUGCCACGUGUAGCGUGCCAUGCGUAAAAGCCCACAAGGCGGCGAGCGGAUGCACGGGGAAGCGCAACCGCGCGGAGUUUGUUCCUAUAACGAAGUUUGACGACAAUCAGCUGGUGUCAGGUUGUCACUUCUCUCAGCGCCACGACCUGCGUUUCCUGGAAGAUGCGCUGCUGCAGUAUGACGUGGCGAAGCGCACGCGCACGGCUCUUGGGGUGCGCUACGAGGCCCAGGUGGGAAAGCACUGGGGCCGCAUGCAGCAGACAGCCAAGCAGAGGGGCGUGCAGCUACUGCUUAUGCCGCCAGGAAUGUCCAAGCGGAAAGCCAACAGAACAUACUUUCAGCACAGGAAGCGGUGCAUCAUGUGGCAUGUGCGAUGGCAGUUUGCGAUCCGGUCCAUCCGCAUGGAUCCCAACGACAACAGCCACAUAGAUGCCAGAGCUAGCAGCCGACACAUCAGCAAGGCACAAGACAUUGGGACGUGUAACGCCGCCCAGGGCAUCACCAGCGAUCCGCCAAACACUGCUGUUGCAGCAGGCAGCAGCGGCGUGAACGGCACACCAGCCGAUGCAACGAGUUUGGGAGCAGUGUUGCAGCCCCCAACCACCUCCUCCACCUCGCUCUCAACGUUCCUUCUGCCGCACACCAUAGAUUCGAUAAUCUCAGAAGAUGAGCCGCUGAUAGCAGCAGCUGAAGCAGCCUUAAGACAAGCACUGAAGACCCCAAUUGGAGCAGCACACCCACCAGCAGCAGGAGGAGGAGCAGCAGCAGCAGCAGCAACAGCCACUACCACCACGACCACAACAACCACCGGCAGGAGCAUCAACAGCAACGGAAGCAACAGCACCACCGGAAGCAGCAGCACCACCGGAAGCAACACCAGCUCCCUCAUCGCGGCAAUCUUCGCCUCCAGCAGCCUCUUUGGGAGAGGUCUUGCAGCGACUGAGACUGCAGCUAGAAACGCCACCCUCCCAGUUGUACAGCCCUUCCGUCUCCAGGGGAACUUUAUGGGUUCUCGCAAAAACGAGGAAUCUUCUGCCGUCGCCGCUGCGUCCUUCGUGGCCAGCUCUUUCCGAAACGGCGCAUCCGCGAAUGGCGUGCUGACGAAAAGUCGUGAAAGUGACGGACCUGUGGCGAAUGGGGUUACCAUCGCCAACGCCGUCGCGAACGUGGAGAACGCGUUUAACGAGUUGAAGAAAACGAUCGUGAACGUCGCAGCAGACAGCAUCGUUUCUGUCGAGGGGAAGAACAAAGCGGAGGAGGUGAUUCAGGAGAAGGAGAAGGAAGCAGAGACAAUGGAUGAGGAGGAGGAUUACGAGGAGGAGGAAGAGGAGUACGAGUAUCCAGUUGUGGCGGAUGAACCCGAUGAAAUUGAUGCUCGCGACGCGAACACGCCUGACAAGUGGAUAUCCCGUCACCCCUCUCUCGUGCGCCUAACCGGAAAGCACCCCUUCAAUUGCGAGCCGCCGCUCUCCCGCCUCCUAACUUCUGGCUUAGGCUCGGGCUCCGCCUCGGAUUCAGGCUCGGCAGCUCUCCCCUCGCGCUCGGAUCCAGCCUCGGGGUUCAUCACUCCCGUGCCUCUCCACUACGUUCGGAACCACGGCUACGUGCCGCGCUUGGACUGGUCCACAUGGCGAAUCGACAUCUCCGGUCUAGUCAGCAAGCCUGCCAGCCUAUCAAUGGCAGAUCUCCUCGCGAUGCCUUCCAGGAAGCUUCCUGUGCUGCUCGUGUGCGUGGGGAACAGGCGGAAGGAGCAAAACGCGGUGAAGCAGACGAUUGGGUUCAGUUGGGGAGCGGGGGCGGCGGCGACGACGGUGUGGAAGGGUGUUCUGCUAAGAGACGUGCUUAUAAAGUGCGGCGUUCAGCUAAAAGGGAAGAACGCGGGGAAGUUCGUGUGCUUCGAAGGGGCGGAAACGUUGCCGGGAGGAGGGGGGAGUACUUACGGAACUAGCAUGGAAUUAUGGAGGGUAAUGGAUCCCGCGAACGAAGUUCUCCUGGCGUACGAGCAAAACGGGCAGGUGCUUUCCCCGGACCACGGGUUCCCGGUCAGGGUAAUUAUCCCUGGAUUUAUCGGCGGGCGGAUGGUCAAGUGGCUGAAAAAAGUCGAAGUUACCCGGGAGGAAUCGCAAAACUACUACCAUUUUCACGACAACCGCGUGCUUCCUUCGCACGUGGAUGCGGAGACAGCUAUGAAAGACGGCUGGUGGCGCAAAAAAGAGUAUAUCUGCAACGAGCUGGCAAUUAACUCUGCCAUAGUUAGUCCGGACCAUGGGGACGUGGUGGCAUUGGAGGGCGGCGCGGGCCGGCAGGUAGUGACGAUGAAGGGGUAUGCGUAUUCGGGCGGCGGCAGGAGGGUGACACGUGUCGAGAUCACAUUGGACGGCGGGAACACGUGGCGGCUGUGCGAUAUCACUCACCCCAGCCCUCCCACGCGGCACGGCAAGCACUGGACGUGGAGCCUGUGGGCGACGGAGGUCCCGGUGGUGGAUCUGGUGGGGGUGAAGGAGGUGGCAGUUCGGGCGUGGGACGACGCCACCAACACACAGCCCGAUAAGCUGACGUGGAAUGUCAUGGGCAUGAUGAACAACUGUUGGUUCCGAGUGCGAGUGGCCCCCACAGUGACCCCAGCGGGCUCCAUAGGGCUUCAGUUCAUCCACCCAACCCGCCCCGGCAACCUCCCUGGCGGCUGGAUGUAUGACAUGCCAGGGGAAGGGGUGGGGGAGGGCAAGGUAGGGGCAAGCACAGCAGCAGGAGGUUCAACUGCUGCUGUUCUCAAGGCAGCUGAUGCUCCUGCUGCUGCUGGUGUUGCUUCUCAGGCGAAGCAAGGCGGCACUCCCGCUCCUGCAGCUUCGCCAGCGGUGGCAGGUUCGGGAGCACGAUCCAGUUCGUCCAUUCGGAAGAUUACGAUGGCUGAGAUCGAGCGGCACGCAGACGAAUCGUCACCGUGGAUCGUGGUGCAUGGGAGGGUGUAUGAUUGCACCAAGUUCCUCAAGGACCACCCCGGCGGCAGCGAGAGCAUCACUAUCAACGCGGGCACGGAUGUCACGGAGGAAUUUGAUGCGAUACACUCGGAGAAGGCUAAGAAGAUGCUCGAGGAGUACUAUAUAGGGGAUUUGGCUGGGGAAGGCGAGGAGGGUACAGAGAUGACUGCUUCAGUGGCAGCUGCUGCUCCUGAGUCUGCUCCUCCUGCUGCUGCAACGCCUGCUCCCACUCCUCUCCCUGUCUCUCCCACUGCCCUCCAUCCCACCACACUCGACCCCAAGAAGCGAAUCCCCGUGCCUCUCCUCUCCAAGGUCUCCCUCUCUCCAGACGUCCGGCGCUUCAGAUUCGCCCUCCCCUCGCCCAAUCACAUCCUCGGGCUGCCGGUCGGCAAGCACUUGUUUGUUUGUGCCAAGGUGGGCGGCAAACUGGUGAUGCGCGCGUACACGCCGACCACCUCAGACGAAGAUGGGGUGGGGUAUUUCGACCUGGUGGUGAAGAUCUAUUUCAAGGGGGUAGUUCCACAGUUUCCCGACGGCGGGGUUAUGUCACAGCACCUCGAGUCACUAUCCAUCGGUGACACUAUCGAGAUUAAGGGCCCCCUGGGGCAUAUUGAGUAUCUCGGGAGGGGAAAGUUCCUGGUAAGUGGGGAGGAGAAGCAGGGGAAGAAGCUGGCUAUGCUGGCGGGAGGCACCGGAAUUACCCCCAUUUAUCAGGUGGCAAAAGCGAUUCUGGCCGACCCGGAGGAUAAGACGGAGAUGUGGGUGCUGUUUGGGAACAGGAGUGUAGCGGAUGUGCUGCUACAAGACGAAAUGGACCAGUGGGUUGAACAGUACCCGGGAAGGUUCCAUGUGUGGUACACUGUGUGCGAGCCUGUGCCUGAGGAUUGGAAGUAUGGGGUUGGGUUUGUCACUGCUGCGAUGGCCAAUGAGAGGCUGCCACGUGGCGAGGAGGACAGCCUGGCGCUGAUGUGUGGCCCUCCGCCUAUGAUCAGAGCGAUGACGCCGCUGCUCGAAGGCAUGGGUUACUCGAGCGAUCGCAUGUUGACAUUCUGA